GCAAGCUAUGCAGCUACAGCAGUAACCUUUACAGCCAGCGAUACCGAUCGCAUUCCCCGACAGCAGAGAGUUGUUGCCUUUGAUUUAUUACGUGGACUCUUGAUGAUACUUCAAUCAAUUGAUCAUGGUAGACUGUUCUUCACACCAUUAGACCGUGAAUUCGAAUCAUGGUACACACUUCCGAAGUACAAUACAACCACAUUGCUUUUGCGCAUUGUAUCCCACCCUUGCGCUCCUGGGUUUGCUAUGCUGAUGGGUAUAGGUCUUGUCUAUUUUGUUCGCUCCAGGAAGGCUCUGGGAUGGAGCGAUGGUCGUAUACUUUAUCACUCGUUCGUGAGAGGUUCCAUUUUGGUUGCUAUCAAUAUUUGGCAAACAUGGCGGCGAGACAUAUCUUCAGGCGAUGAAACUCAUGGGCUAUUCCGAUUGACUGUGCUGCAUGCACUUGGAAUCAAUUAUAUUUGCUCCACUGCUGUCCUGCUCUGGUCCUUGCAUCUUUAUAUGUACUUGGUUCGCCGCCUUGGCCGGUACGAUACCUCCGAUACAAAGAUCGCAAAUCAAGCCAACGUGAUCCAGGUUUCUAUAAUACUCAGCUUGGCGUUUGUGUUCAUGGUUUUUAACUUGCUGGUAGUUCCCCUGCCUGUGCCUGAGGGCAUUGUGCCAGGCUACGGCUGGUGGCGAUAUUUGAUGUAUCUCCCUGGCACAUCACAAUUCUUUUUUUCCAUGUAUCCUUCUCUAACUUGGCUUGGUAUGACGAUAUACGGCUGCGCAUUAGGACUUAUUAUGAUUAAGUGGAAAAGGAGUAAUUCGGGGUAUGCAAAGUGGAAUAUGGUGCUUUCAGGAGGCUGGGUCAUGCUGUUUCCGUUGGUUCGAGCUGUAGGGGGAUUUGGAAACAUCAAUCCAUCGCUUGUUGGAACAGACACUUCCAAAAGUUAUCCGUUUCUUUCAAGUUGGAAUGCCUUCUUCAAUACCAUAAAGUAUCCCCCGGACCUCGCGUUUUCUUCGCUCUUUCUGGCCAUCAAUCAUAUGUACCUUUCGGUCUUCUUCCUCCUGCCGACCGAGGUCAAUACCACUAAGUUCUAUAUGGCAUCGCUGCUGGAUGGCCCGUUAAUGGAUUUUGGACGGUCGGCUCUCUUCUUUUACGUCACCCAUUUUCUUGUGUUUUCCAAUUCAGCCGAUGCACUAGGCUACUUCUUUCCCAACCUCAAAAAUCCAAAUGACCAUCUGGACUUGAAUCUUUGGCAAUUUCUUCUAGUAUGGCUUGCUUUGCUGUGCUUGUUAUGGUGGAUGUGCAGGUUAUAUGCUCGUUUCAAAGAGAGGCAACAACCCGACUCUAUUUUCCGAUUUUUUUGACCAACAAAACAGUGCUUCUAUACACAAAAAAUCACAGUUCUACACCCGUCUGUAAAGUUAGGCUUGAGAAGAGU
Messenger RNA from Umbelopsis ramanniana AG, 1424 nucleotides. RefSeq lists its product as uncharacterized. The record is from RefSeq and is a predicted model, not a curated record. Lineage: Eukaryota; Fungi; Mucoromycota; Umbelopsidomycetes; Umbelopsidales; Umbelopsidaceae. Bases 103 to 1350 code for a protein of 415 amino acids. The transcript has 5 exons.